Salvelinus fontinalis (brook trout) is the source of this 11831-nucleotide messenger RNA. Its product is annotated as C-myc promoter-binding protein-like. The coding region runs from base 191 to 6259 and encodes 2022 amino acids. Gene Ontology annotation, cellular component: cytoplasmic vesicle; ESCRT I complex. Lineage: Eukaryota; Metazoa; Chordata; Actinopteri; Salmoniformes; Salmonidae. The transcript has 37 exons. Gene Ontology annotation, biological process: regulation of Rab protein signal transduction. The record is from RefSeq and is a predicted model, not a curated record. Gene Ontology annotation, molecular function: protein binding.
GGCGGAAGACGGAGCCGGGUCGGCGCUAUGAAGAGAGCUGGAUAUAAAUAUUAUAGUCUAUUUCUAGAUAUCAACGGCUGAUUAAAAUAUUGACUGUUUUAUAAUGCCAGUGUGUUUUUGAAGAAAUCCUGCCGAAGUUGGACGAGGAGUGAUAUCGCAUUUGCUAGUGGAACCUACCCAGUGAUGGGAGAUGGAGGACAAGGGGCCUCGUGUAGCAGACUACUUCGUGCUGGCUGGUCUGACAGACUCCUCCACGCCACUGGAGCAGGAGAUCCACUUCCACGAUGUCUGCCACAAGACGGCCAAACCCAAGCCGCCCAUCACCGACGUCGCUGUGGUGAUGCGCUCGCUGGGGGAAGAGGUGCCUCCUGGGUACACGUGCGUGGAAUCCACGCCGUCCGGCCUGUCAGCUGACCUGAACAACGGAAGUCUCAUGGCACCACAGAUCUUCCUGUGUUACAGACGAGGACGAGACAAACCACCACUCACUGACCUGGGUGUUCUGUAUGAGUGGAAGGAGCGGUUGAAGCAGGGUUGCCACGUCAUCCAGACCACGCCCUCCGGACGCCCUGCCAACAUAAGCUCCACCUCCUCCCAGAGGAUCUACGUGACGUAUCGCCGCGCCACGGAGAGCCAGACCUACGCCGCCCUGGCCGUCACCGACAUCUGUGUCAUCAUCCCCGGCAAGGGAGAGACACCACCACACACCUUCUGCAAGGUGGACAAGAACCUCAACAGCAGUAUGUGGGGUUCCUCGGUCUAUCUGUGUUACAAGAAGUCUGUGGCCAAAACCAACACCAUAGCCUACAAGGCAGGUUUGUUUAGCAGGUAUCCUGAGGAGGACUAUGAGUCUUUCCCCCUGCCUGAGUCCGUGCCCCUGUUCUGUCUGCCCAUGGGGGCCACCAUCGAGGCCUGGCCGGCCCAGACUAAAUACUCCCUGCCUGUCUUCUCCACCUUCGUACUGACCGGAUCCUCUGGAGAGAAGGUGUACGGUGCAGCCAUCCAGUUCUACGAGCCCUACUCCCAGGACUGUCUGACCGACCAGCAGCGCUCUCAGCUGGGUCUGCCGGGGCUGGACCACGGGCCUUCUUCCCCAGCCACCUCCCCCUCCACCCCAGCUCCGGGCCCCAGGGCGCUACACACCAACAAGUGUAUCUGUUUGCUGUCUCACUGGCCCUUCUUUGACGCCUUCCGCAAGUUCCUCACCUUCCUCUAUCGAUACUCCAUCUCUGGACCUCACACCUUGCCCAUCGAGAAGCACAUCUCCCACUUCAUGCACAAGGUCCCCUUCCCCUCCUCCCAGAGGCCCAGGAUACUGGUGCAGCUCUCUCCUCACGACAGCCUGAUGUUGAGCCAGCCUGUGUCCUCCCCUCUACCACUCAGUGGUGGUCGGUUGUCCAUACUGCUGCAGAACCUCGGUCCGGAGAAUGCUAUAACGCUCCUGGUGUUUGCUGUGACAGAACAUAAGAUCCUGGUCCACUCUCUACGGCCCGCUGUUCUGACCAGUGUCACUGAGGCUCUGGUGGCUAUGAUCUUCCCAUUCCACUGGCCGUGUCCGUACAUCCCUCUGUGCCCGCUGGCCCUGGCAGGAGUCCUCUCCGCACCCUGCCCCUUCAUCGUGGGUGUCGACUCGCGCUACUUUGACCUUUACGACCCCCCGCUGGACGUCAGCUGUGUCGACCUCGACACAAACACCAUCUCCCACAACGAAGAUAAGAGGGCCCUGACCUGGAAGAUCCUGCCAAAGAAAGCCUGUAAAAACCUGAUGAAUGUGCUGAACAAUCUCUACCAGCAACUGGUGGACGGUCAGCAGCGUCCUGAUGGCCUAUUGGAGCUGAGUAUGAGUGACUGUACGGAGCUGGCCUGUGGGAAGAGCCUCCACAGCCUGGAGAUGGAGAUACAGGAAGCCUUCCUCAGGUUCAUGGCGGCCAUCUUGAAAGGCUACCGCUCAUACCUGAGACCCAUCACUCAGGCCCCGUCUGAGAAGACUACUGACGCCUCCUCUCUCUUUGACCUGCAAGGGUUCCUGAAGAGCAGAGACCGGUCCCACCAGAAGUUCUACUCCCUGAUGACCAAGACUCAGAUGUUCAUCAGAUUCAUAGAGGAGUGCUCCUUCGUCUCAGACAAAGACGCCAGCUUGGCCUUCUUCGAUGACUGUGUGGACAAGCUCUACAGCACAGACAAAGGAGGCAAGGUGGACAGCGAUAAGCCAGAUGAGACCAGGCUGAUAGAGAUCGACGAAUCACAGCGCAGCGAGCACACAGUCUUCAUCACACCCCCAGAACUACCCCAUCUGCCUGAUGGAGAGGAGCACCCACUCUGCUACAGCUAUGCAGGUUUCCCGGUGUUGAGUCUUGAUCUGUUUGACCCCGUGGACGGCCUCCGACCCCCUGCCUCUCACCUGGCUGUCCGACAGAGCUGCCCAACCAGCCCUGCACCCAUGUUCAGACGCACCAAACAGGAGAUCAAGUUGUCUCAGAAGUUAGCCAGGAAGUACUCUUCCAUCCCUCAGAUGUGGUCCAAGUGUCUGCUGUGCCACUGCUACGGCCUGUGGUUCAUCUGUCUGCCAUCCUACGUCAAGGUGUGCCACUCCAAGGUGCGGGCGCUGCGCACCGCCUACGAUGUCCUCAGGAAGAUGCAGGACAAGAAACUACAGCCUCCCGACGAGGUGUGUUACAGGGUCUUGAUGCAGCUGUGUGGUCAGUACGGCCAGCCAGUCCUGGCGGUCAGAGUUCUGUUUGAGAUGAAGAAGGCUGGAGUCCAACCCAACGCCAUCACCUACGGUUACUACAACAAGGCGGUGUUAGAGUCUACCUGGCCCUCCAGUACCAGAGGAGGUUACUUCAUGUGGAUGAAGCUGAGGAACGUGGUUAUGGGUGUGGCUCAGUUCAGACAGGCGCUACGCAAACAGCAGCCUCCACCCACUCAGAGUCCUCUAUCAGAUGGCAGCGACCUGGACGCUGUGAGUCACGGCAGCCUGGAUAGCUCUAACACGGCCGAGCAGGGCCCCUACGCCCCUGACUCCAUCAAAGUAGACCCCACUGACGAUAGGCGUAGCACAGUCAGCCGCGGGGACUGGGGCGGUGUGGGGUCGGACACCCGGUCGGGUCACUCACACUGGGGGGGUUCUGCCCUCCACUCCCCCCGCCACUCAGGGGAGCAGUCAGACCUGGGGUAUAACUCCCUCUCUAAAGAAGAGGUGCGUAGAGGAGAGCCCAGCCCGCUGGACAGGGACAGCACCCAGGACAAGGACAACAGGAAGGAGAGUGACUGCAGCUCCUUGUCGGAGACCGAGAGUGCUAAGGGCAGUGGAGGCUGUCUCCCCCAACAGGACUUCCCAGAGGUCAACGGUCCAUUCAAGCGGCAUAAUUCCGGCAUCGUCCGCGGCAAUUGUACCUAUGACGAUGCAGCCUGUGAGCCCAAGGGGUCAACCAGCACAGACUAUGUAGCAGGUCUCCUGUUGAGCUCCUCUCUGAAUGAGAUAGGUGUGGUUGAGACCAACAGUCUGAGGAGGAGACAUCUCAGUACCCUUGAGGAGGGAGGUGGCAGUGGGAGUAGUGGAGGAGGAGGAGGCCAUGACUGGCAGGGUGUGCGAGGGUGCAGACUGAGUGAAGCCAACAGGGUUGGCAGUGGUAGCAGUGGUACUCCAGUGUUGGGUCUGGGACUGCACCAGGGAGAGACUGACCCAGCCAGGAUAGCAGAGAACCUGGGGGCAGACAGCAAGAUCCUCCAGGGGACCAGCUUCCGCCAGACAAACAGGCCGCGGUCGUUAGUCCUGGGAGGGUCAGAGGGGGUUGGAGCAGCCGGGGGUAGAACCAGGCGCUGCAGACGUAGAGACAGCCCUGAAGACGGAGAGGAGAGGGACUGGAGUGACGAGGACAAGAAUAACACAGACGCCAUCUUUGAUCUGGAGGACCUAGAUCUGGACGGACCAACCACAGAGAGCGUUGCUAAAACCAGCCAAUCACGGAAGAGGACGGUGGAACGCAGCGCCAGCUAUAGCGGUGUGGGUGUGGCCUCAGCCUCGCGGGGCACCGUUAAACGAACGGGGAUCGAGACAGGCUUCGACCCGCUGUCCCUUCUGGCGGCCGAGUCCAAGUCCCAGGGGGACAGAGAGGACGACCUGGAAGUAGAGAUGUAUGGGGUCACGACCCCUACGGUGCGGCGCCAGGACCACCUGGCUAGGGAGAUAGAGAUGUACAUGAACCAUAUGGGUUCUCCUCUGAACAGCCGGACCCCCAGUAUGGACCUCCAGGACCCGUCCAGUCCCCUGUUCCUACACCCUCCUCCCCCACUCAUCACCACCCCUCGACGGGCCAGUCUCCCCCAUACCUCCCCUCUCAGGACAGGAGGAUUACCUCGCUCCAGGACCCACCACUUCCCCUCGCCCUCCCAGCCUGCCAGACAGAGGCUCUGGUCCUCACCCCCCUGUCCCCGCUCCACGCCCAGCCCGCAGCCCAGCCCCUACCGGGAGAGGGAGAGAGACAGGGACCUGGGUUUGCUGUCCCCUUCUCUGUCCUCCUCCUCCUUCGCCCUGGACCAGCUCCUCACCCCCACCCUGGAUGUGUUCAAGAGCAGCGUGUUCUCGGCAGGGAAAGGUGUGGCAGAGAAGGCUAGCCGGUGGUACUCUCGCCUGGCCACCUCCUACACCGUGCCUACCAAGGAGGGUAACUGUGACCGUCUGAGUGUGUCCUCUCUGGGCAUGGACCCUGACUGCUCCUCCCUGUUGGAUGUGGAUGAGGAGGGACUGGGGGACCCAGACGGCUCCAUCAUCUCCCCUCAGAGAAAUGGCCCCGGGUCCCGUAGGAGCCCAAGGAGAAGCCCGUCCAGACGCAGUUCCCUGAGGAGCAGACUGGACAGUCCCACAUACAAACAGACAGGCUUUCCUCCCCCAGACUGCUCUGAUCUGGGCUCGUCUCGCUACACCAGCAAUACCAGUGUCUUCCAGAACUACGCCAUGGAGCUGUUGAUCUCCAGCUGUUCUCGCUGUAAGACGUGCGACGGUCUGGUGUACGACGAGGAGAUCAUGGCAGGAUGGACUGCUGACGACUCCAACCUCAACACCACCUGUCCCUUCUGUGGGAACCCCUUCCUCCCUUUCCUUAACGUAGAGAUCAGAGACCUGAGAGGAACUGGGAGGUUCUUCCUGAAGAGCAGUCCGUCAGCGGACGAGGCUGUGUCAUCGUCCUACUCUGUGUCCACCGGUCUGGACACCGGAACGUCCACUCUGUCCACUCCCUGUCCCACUACUGUCCUGUCUCCUCUCUCACCCAGGAUCACUGUAGAGGGUUGCUCUGGUAACAACAGGCUGUCGUCGUCCAGGGCCCAGUGUAUAGAGAUCCCUACAGAGCGGCGCCAGGGGGCCCUGUCCCCGGGGUCAGCUAUGGUGCGGAGUGUCAGUGCAUUUGACCCCAUGGAGGAACCAACUCGACUCAACCACAAUGUACCCACUUCAGGCAGCCUGCCCAGCCGACUCAACGAAGCCAGCGACCCCCUGAGUGUUGAUAUGGAGUGGCGUCUCCACCACCCAGAACCAGUCACAGUACCCUACCUGAGUCCCCUGGUGCUGUGGAAGGAGCUGGAGUCCCUGCUGGAGAACGAGGGAGACCCUGUUAUCACAGUGUCAGCCGUGGUGGACCACCAUCCUAUCAUCUACUGGAACCUGGUUUGGUCCUUCAGACGUCUGGACCUGCCCAGCAACCUGCCUGGACUCAUACUGACCUCCGAGCACUGUAACAGGGGAUCUACGGUCCCUCGCCACUGGAUGUCAGAGGACAGUAAACACGUGUUGGUCCAGAUUUUAUGGGACAACCUCAAGCUGCACCGGGACCUCAUCCAGCCGUUCUACAUCCUGUGGAACACACAGAGGCUUAACUGUGCUCUGUUGUUAGACAGUGUGGGCUACCCGUUGUGUCGUCCUGUGAGCGAGGCGGAGCGUCCGUUUGGGGAGGAGCUACUCCACAGCGUGGUCAAGAGCAUCCAGAGGAACGACGUCUCUCGACCAAUGGGACAGCUCCUACAGCUGCUGGGGCAGAGCCUGGGGGUCAAGAGGCAAAGGAGUCUGUACAGAGACAUCCUCUUCCUGUGUCUGGUGGCUCUGGGAAAGGACAACAUUGACAUCGACGCUUUUGACCGUGAAUACAAGAUGGCGUACGACCACCUCAGCCCCAACCUGGUGAAGCUGACGCACAACUGCGACCGUCCGCCCAGCGCUGGGGUCAUGGAGUGUCGCAAGACCUUCGGAGAGCCCUACCUCUGAACUCUGACCCCUUUACCCCUAACGUGUCACCUCCGACAGACACUUCAGCCUCCACCCGGGCCAGUCACCUCCGUCACUCAGCAUAGCACAGCCGCGGGUAGCACACGUGGGUUAGGGUUCAAGAGAUCUUUGUGUCCAUGAAAAGCGCUGUAUAAAAUCCAUGUAUUACAACGGUGGCUUUCCCAAAGAGGACUGAGGAUUGCUUUAAAGACGAGCUCAGGAAUCCCUUUAGAAAGACUUACAGAAUGUGUGAUGACACGGUGAUGUUUUGGGUCGUGUCCGUCACCUGUGAGAGACGUGACGGGGCUGACCAGAGACUAACGGAGCUGACCAGAGACUAACGGAGCUGACCAGAGACUAACGGAGCUGACCAGAGACUAACGGGGCUGACCAGAGACUAACGGAGCUGACCAGAGACUAACGGAGCUGACCAGAGACUAACGGGGCUGACCAGAGACUAACGGAGCUGACCAGAGACUAACGGGGCUGACCAGAGACUAACGGAGCUGACCAGAGACUAACGGAGCUGACCAGAGACUAACGGAGCUGACCAGAGACUAACGGGGCUGACCAGAGACUAACGGAGCUGACCAGAGACUAACGGGGCUGACCAGAGACUAACGGAGCUGACCAGAGACUAACGGAGCUGACCAGAGACUAACGGAGCUGACCAGAGACUAACGGGGCUGACCAGAGACUAACGGGGCUGACCAGAGACUGACGGAGCUGACCAGAGACUAACGGAGCUGACCAGAGACUAACGGAGCUGACCAGAGACUAACGGAGCUGACCAGAGACUAACGGAGCUGACCAGAGACUAACGGGGCUGACCAGAGACUAACGGGGCUGACCAGAGACUAACGGGGCUGACCAGAGACUAACGGGGCUGACCAGAGACUAACGGGGCUGACCAGAGACUAACGGAGCUGACCAGAGACUAACGGAGCUGACCAGAGACUAACGGAGCUGGCCGACCAGGGUGUUAUUAUGUAGUCUUGACUAGUCUCACAAAAGGGGAUGUUUAUAAAAUCCCAUCUCAUCACCUGGUUGUUAUAGGUUCUGGACGUACCCCUCUGGAUGGAUGGAGAUCACACAUUUUGACGAGUUCUAUUUCAGGGGGACUUAUGUUUUUAAGAAAUCUUGUACAAAUUGUUACAUAAAAUACAAAAUGUACUUUAUAUACGACAGUAGUAGUAGGGACCUUUUAUAAAACAACAUUUGUAUUAUAUAGUCAAAUUAUAGAGACUAAUAUCAGCAAUAUUUUACUUAACUUGAAUUCUAUUUAUACAAAGUACGACUUUUAUUUAUUUUAGUCUGUUUUAUUUGUUUAGAUGGAUGUACUGGCUUCCUGUCAGGGUGAAACAUCCAUUUCCUCUCCUCCUGUGGUUGAUGGAUGUAUUGGCUUCCUGUCAGGGUGAAACAUCCAUUCCUCUCCUCCUGUAGUUGAUGGAUGUAUUGGCUUCCUGUCAGGGUGAAACAUCCAUUCCUCUCCUCCUGUGGUUGAUGGAUGUACUGGCUUCCUGUCAGGGUGAAACAUCCAUUCCUCUCCUCCUGUGGUUGAUGGAUGUAUUGGCUUCCUGUCAGGGUGAAACAUCCAUUCCUCUCCUCCUGUGGUUGAUGGAUGUACUGGCUUCCUGUCAGGGUGAAACAUCCAUUCCUCUCCUCCUGUGGUUGAUGGAUGUACUGGCUUCCUGUCAGGGUGAAACAUCCAUUCCUCUCCUCCUGUGGUUGAUGUCUGUUAGAAAGUUCUAGUAGUAUUUACAGUGAGGAGUGUAACUGUCCCUGUUACUGUACCACACUGAUGUCCAUCGUAAACUGAACUAAGCUGGUUUGAAGUAUUGUAUCAGUGAGGGCGUUCAAAGAUUCACUCAAAACAACUAAAGUCGCUUUAAAACUGCCAAAAUGUUGCGUUAAAUAUUUUCGCUGCACUUUACAACAGAUGUUGUUGUUGACAAGACGUAUCCCAGUAUGGAUUGAUUCGUUUAUAAAUAUCUAUUACAGAAAUACCCAUACUGAGUCGAAUACUUUGACGUUUACAAAACUGAUUGACCUCUGUUUUUAAAGUAGUGUGCGGUUGUAAAACUGACUUUAACAUCUUUGGCACAACAUGCUGUAUGAAUCGGCUCCUCAGAUAUCAGUAUUAAUAUCAUUAAAGUGGAAGUACCUUUUAAAGUACCUUCGAGUUAAAGUUGGAGUACCUUAUAAAGUACCUUCAAGUUAAAGUGAAGUACCUUUUAAAGUACCUUCAAGUUAAAGUGAGGUACCUUUUAAAGUACCUUCAAGUUAAAGUGAAGUACCUUUUAAAGUACCUUCAAGUUAAAGUUGAAGUACCUUCAAGUUAAAGUGAAGUACCUUUUAAAGUACCUUCAAGUUAAAGUGAAGUACCUUUUAAAGUACCUUCAAGUUAAAGUGAAGUACCUUUUAAAGUACCUUCACGUUAAAGUGAAGUACCUUUUAAAGUACCUUCACGUUAAAGUGAAGUACCUUUUAAAGUACCUUCAAGUUAAAGUUGAAGUACCUUCAAGUUAAAGUGAAGUACCUUUUAAAGUACCUUCACGUUAAAGUGAAGUACCUUUUAAAGUACCUUCACGUUAAAGUGAAGUACCUUUUAAAGUACCUUCAGGUUAAAGUGAAGUACAUUUUAAAGUACCUUCAAGUUGGAGUACCUUUGGGACCUCUGUGUACUGUUAAGAACAUGUAGUUACCCUUUUGAUAAAUGGAGGGAAUAUUGCUACACGACAGUAGGUUCCGUGUUUCAUGUCCUUUCAUAUUCUCUGUACUUCCUGUACGUGUGGGCCUCUCAUCAGGUGUUAUAAACUGUGAAUAGUGGGUUUAUGACAGGGAAUUUACAAGGAAAGGGUGGGUUGUUCAAUAGUUUUGAGGUGACUGUCUGUUCCCCUUCAAAAAACUUUUUUAGAUUUUAAUUUAUGUGUUUUAGAACCAAAAAAUAAUCAUCCAAAACGGUACUAUGGUACAGUGUAUAUACUGAACAAAAAUAUAAACGCAACAUGUAAAGUGUUGGUCCCAUGUUUCAUGAGCUGAAAUAAAAGAUCCCUGAAAUGUUCCAUACGCACAAAAAGCUUAAAUGUUGCGCACAAAUUUGUUUACAUCCAAAUUUGUUUAUCCUUUGCCAAGAUAACCCAAAUCAAGAAGCUGAUUAAACAGCAUGAUCAUUACACAGGUGCACCUUGUGCUGGGGACAAUUAAAGGCCACUCUAAAAUGUGCAGUUUUAUCACACUGCAGAAUGCCACAGAUGUCUCAAGUUUUGAGGGAGCGUGCAAUUGGCAUGCUGAAUGCAGGAAUGUCCAACCGAGCUGUUUCCAGAGAAUUGAAUGUUCAUUUCUCUACCGUAAGCCGCCUCCAAUGUAAUUUCAGAGACUUUGGCAGUACGUCCAACCGGCCUCACAACCGCAGACCACAUGUAACCACGCCAGCCCAGGACCUCCACAUCCGGCUUCUUUACCUGCGGGAUCGUCUGAGGAGGAGGAGGGGCGUGCUGAAGAGUAUUUCUUUCUGUAAUAAAACCCUUUUGUGGGGGAAUUCUGAUUGGCUGAACCUGGCUCCCCAGUGGGUGGACUUGGCUUCCAAGUGGGUGGGCCUAUGCCCUCCCAGGCCCACCCAUGGCUGCGCCGCUGCCCAGUCAUGUGAAAUACAUAGAUUAGAGGCCUAAUGAUCUUUAUUUUAAUUGACUGAUUCCCUUCUAUGAACUGUAACUCAGUAAAACCUUUGAAAGUGUUGCAUGUUGCGUUUUAUAUUUUAGUUCUGUUAGGAGCUAUAAGUCCAGAGUUGGGCUUUAGUAAGAAUGAUUCAUACCAUUGAUGUGUAGGUGAGUCUAGAGUUGGGCUUCAGAAUGAUUCAUACCAUUGAUGUGUAGGUGAGUCUAGAGUUGGGCUUCAGUAAGAAGGAUUCAUACCAUUGAUGUGUAGUUGAGUCUAGAGUUGGGCUGCAGUAAGAAGGAUUCGUACCAUUGAUGUGUAGGUGAGUCUAGAGUCGGGCUUCAGUAAGAAUGAUUCAUACAAUUUUGGAAUUUGGUUAACUUUCUAAAUCGACCAAUUUGAAAUGGAAUUGAGCCCGUACCCUGACUGAGUCCCUGCAGCAGUCACAAGUUGUAAUUUCCCAAAGCGGAGGGCCAGUUCAGCUCUGGUUUCUAACCCACGUUAAGGACGUCAGGCCCGACACAACAUACCAACCUUCGAUAACUUGAUACGUCCUCAAACGUUUUAGAUAUGAUCCUAUGUCUAUGUUCAUCUAUAUACACGUGUUCUGUUCUUCUUCCAUACAAGGUACUAUGUGAGUAACAACCUACGUUUGGGUUCAUUGUUCAGCAGCACAAAGGAAUGUUCCAUUGGCACAUCACCUGCAGUCAAAACCGUUUUUUUGGGGGGGGGGGUGAAAAUAAGUGGUUGAAGUAGCAGGACCUCGGUGGCUAUGAUGACAUGGCUGUUUAUACCCGGCCUGUUAUACUGAUGAUACCAAGGUCAGCCUUUGGCGAUGUAUUGUCUUCAUUUUAAAUCAUGUUUGGUGAUUUUAUGUGUGUGUGUGUGGGGGGGGGGGGGGGGGGGGGGGGGGUGUACACCUGAACAUAGAUUAUAAUGCUUUCAGUUGUCUGAGUGGAGAACAACCGUUGAGUCCACUUGACCAGGUAAACACUUGAAAAUCCUCCCGGGUUUACAGUACGCAGCAACAUCUCUCUCUCGCCAGGGAAAAUACUUCCAACUCAGAAUGAAAUCCUUGAAGUACCUGUAUGACAUCAUAAUGUGCCCCCUUUUAACAGAUACGUUAAACACCUAUCCUGGCCGACUGCAAUGUAGACGGAAACGUCACCAGUCAUCUUACGAGUGACCGAUGAGGCACACCGGUGACCUCAAAUUACAAUGUAACAACAGACUGAUGUCGUUGGCUAGAAGAGGACCUCUGUCAAGAAGGGUCCAAUGAGAGCUGGCCACGUCAAUGAUUGACAGCUGAGAGCACCAAUCGCAGAAUAGCGCUACUAUGCAAACAUGAAACGGACGUUGCUAUUUUGAACGCUAAAGAUUGUUACCAACCAACUAAGCGUUUUAUUAAGAGAGACCUGGACUGUCAAAAAAAUAUCACUCAUGAAUAUCAGCAGUGUGAACAGUUUUAAAUCGUUUUUGUUGUCGAUCUCUGCAGAUGAAGGGUUCUAUUCAAUCCGUGUGGCGGAAGUUCAGUUUUGCAGGGUGAUUGAAAUGUAAAGGCUGUGUUCCUGCUUUAGCAGAGACUGCAUUGACGGUAAACGGUGCGUAUGGCCGCUCCAUGGGGAAAUGACCUUUACAUUCCAAUCACAGAAUCUACAGACUGAAUAGAAUGCUCUAGAAGGUUACUAGUCAUUGUAGAAGGUUAAUGUCCAAACAAAAUAUUUAUUUUCUAUUUAGGUCAAUGUAUAAUAUUUGAUCUGCUCUUUGUAGAGAAGACAUUUUAUAAAAUGUCCCUAGUGUUGUUUUACAGCUCUGUACGACGGGUCUGUGGAUCUGAUGAUGAGAUGAAUCAUGUACUGUUUGACUGGAUCAUCAGAGUUGUCUCUGACUGGAAAUAAAAUCACUUCUACCCGUG